Molecule: messenger RNA, 843 nt
Organism: Prorocentrum cordatum
Lineage: Eukaryota; Dinophyceae; Prorocentrales; Prorocentraceae
Source: the annotation of a GenBank genome assembly
AUGAUUAGCACACUCUGCCACGAUAAGAUGCUGUGCUACAAGAACGCGCAAGGCAACCAGCAUAUGCCGGGCCAGGAGAAAGCGCAGGGCUACGAGAAGGCGCUGAGCCACCCGAGGACGCUGGUCCACCAGGGCACGCCAGGCCACGAGAGCGCCCGAGGCUCGGAGCAGAUCCCGCUGGGACACGAGAAGGCACUGUGCUGCGAGAGCAGGCUGGGCCACGAGUGCGCGCUUUGCCACGAGGAGGCCCUGGGCCACAUGACUUACUACGAGAAGCCGCCGAGCCACCAACGCGCGCUGGGUCGGCAGGACGCCCUGGGCCGCGAGACGACGCACGAGAGCGAGCCGCGCCUCGAGGAGGCGCUGGGCGACCAGAACACGCUGGGCCACGAGAACACGCUGGGCCACGCGACGGCGCUGGUGUACGAGGAGGCGCUGAGUCGCCGCAGCAGGCUGGGCCACCGGCACAAUCUGGGCCAUGAGCAGGCAGCGCGGGACUUGCACGGCGCUGAAGGUGAGCUGGGAGAUCGGGAUGCCUCAGCAGAGCGAUGGGAAUUCAAAUCUUGCGCCGUCGCGAACAAGGCCAAGCGCACCACUGUGGAGUGCGCGCGGUGCGCGUCCAAGAAGGCGUUGGCAGCAAUAUUCUUCCAAGCUGCCGUGGGCGUUCAAUAUUACGACAUGUCCGUGCACGGCUACGUCUUCAGCCGCUUAUGCGACCUGGCGGCCAACGCGACAGCUGGAGUAAACUUCCUGCUCGAGGAGCUGCGCAACGACAAGGCGACGUUCGGCACUUCCUGUUUGGGGAGUCUGAGUUCGAGCCCGCGUGCGAGCCUCGCCUCGUGA